Molecule: messenger RNA, 2982 nt
Organism: Trypanosoma conorhini
Lineage: Eukaryota; Euglenozoa; Kinetoplastea; Trypanosomatida; Trypanosomatidae
Product: putative ABC transporter
Exons: 1
Coding region: 1-2982 (993 amino acids)
Molecular function (GO): ATP hydrolysis activity; ABC-type oligopeptide transporter activity; ATP binding
Source: RefSeq, a predicted model, not a curated record
AUGGCGUUGGCACCAUUCAUGGUUUCUGCCUCUGCGGCCGGUGCGGUGCUUUUGGCACGGACACUUCUGCGGAGGCGGGUGAGGAGUGUGGUUCUCUUAUUCUCGGAGGCGCGGCUGUACGAGAUGUUUGAUGUCGUGAGAAAAGCUGCGACUGCCGCUGGCCGUGCCGUGCUUCAUCAGGGCGAUGGGAACUACGUUGAGGUGACGCUAAACUGGAAUAACGCGAUAUCUCUACGUGUGCCUGCGCUAUUGCUCGACAACGGCCAGCUGGACGUCAUGGAAGUCUUCGAGGUGUACAGCGGCCUUCUGCGACACAGGCAUCCAGAUGGGCUUCUCCUGUCCGACGCGUGGAAUCUGCUGAUGGCCAUCGUGAGCCAUCACCUGCGACGACAGCUGCAGAAGGAUAACGCCGUCAUCCUGGACGAUGCGCAGGCAGAGGGGCUUCUGGCUCUCUGCACCUUGCUGCGAGGGAAGUAUGCUAUAACGAGGUCACCUUUACUGUUGAAAAGCCUUUUGCUCGUGCAUGACUUCCCUGAGAAGCAUUUUCAACUUUUUUUGAGCGCGUACAAUAAGAAAAAAUCGACGCGGUUGGGGUUGUUUUCUUUUUCACGACUUGUGUACAGCUCCUGCUCCUUUCGCCAGUUAAUUGUGUUGACGUCUGCGUUGAUGCUGUCGCCAGAUGCAAUUCUUAACGCACUUGCUGGGUGGCACACGGAGAUGAAUUGGACGCCAUUGUACGUCACCGAAAUUGGGAAAACGCUAUCUACUGGGUUGGUGCCACACGAGUGUUCCUUUUUUGAAUUUCUUGAGGCGCAGUUCAGUGGUGCCCCCGGAGCGCUCGUGGCCAUCGCGGUUACUUCAAUUGGGCCAGUUGAGCUGCUCUACUGCCUUCGGAACGUUGCCACGAACUAUAUUUUAAUGGAACUCGUUGCGGCGUUUCACGUCAGUGCCUACUUGGCGCUGGCUACUGCCGAUUAUUGCCCUGAUAAUAACUGGUCUUUGUCGCAGAGUGUCUCACACGCGCUUUGGCACGUAUCAAGUUCCGCGAUGGGUGAGCUGCAGAGCCAUGUGCCUUUGCUGUUGGAGCUGCUCAGCAGCGGCUGGGUUGCCGUGCGCUUUCCUGUAAUGGCGCUGGCGAUGUGGCUAGGUGUGCAGUGGAGUGACUUUGUCGCAUUUCUGAAUGAAUCUCUCUACCUAGAGUCUCAGUAUGCCAAACGUCACUUUCUCUCACCCGAAGGCUGCGCCAAUCGCGACGACGCGGACAGCCAUAGCUGUAAGGAAGGAGAUGGGGGAGAGCGUCACAGGGGGCGUCUUUGCUGCGCUGGCAAUCACAGGUCCCCAUCCCCCAUUUGCUUGCUUACAAAACUGGAUGACUUUGCCUGGGACAACCUUACGGCGGUGGGACGGAGACGGCAGACGGAUGCUCAGCCACAGCCUGCUGCUCGAGCCGGCAUGCGGCAGCACCACGGGCUGGCCAUCCUCUUACUCGUUUCGUUGGAGUGCAGGGCUAUCACAGAGCCGUCAUGGAAUUGCAUCUUGCGACACGUGUCUUGGCCGCUGGCCCCCACAGCGCUUGUGAGGCACAUUGCUUACAGCCUGGCAGAGACCCCACAAAGCAAGGUGCAGGCCGUAAACCUCCAGCGACUUCAAUGGGUGAAGGAGGCCAUGAGACAAGCUUUGUCCAUGAAGGAACCCGGCCCUGAGUUGCACUGCGGUUCACGAUACCGUGCGGAAUAUUUUAAGGGAUUUACGCUUUUUAGACAGAACGGUUUGGAGUUGGGGAUCGCCAAGGCUGUCGUUGGGGCUGACUCUGGGCUCCGAAAUGACAAGCGGGAAGAUUUUAUUCGCGAUGCUCUGCGUGGGGUGUUUCGAACCGCCGAUGCGAUGCCGCUGCUUCUCACCUCAACUGCAACACUGUGUUCUUCGCAGGCGUACCUUGAACAAACCGUGUUGGAGCAAAACAGCAUCAUGUCACAUUUAGACUUUAUUAAACACGCGGUUCCCUUUUUUCCUCCGCUUGCCGAUAUGUUUUAUGAGGAGCACGGCCUUAGUGAGGCGCAGAUUGACCUGGAGCGUGUUCGGAGACGUUUGAUGUUAGGUGGAAGUUCCCUGGGCUGCUAUCAGGUGCUGGAGGAGCUGCAGUUCGUGCAGCACGGGAUAGAUCGCCCCGUUGCAAGUCCUCCCCCGUCGAUGGAGGGGCCGUGGAGUGUUGAGUUCCACGAUGUGUCGUACCGGUACAGCGAGUGUCAUCCGUACAUAUUACGCGGGGUGUCGUUCAGUGUUGCGAAGGGGUCAUUUCUCGGUAUUGCUGGGUACAGUGGGGCGGGCAAGACAACACUUUUGCGCUUGCUAAAUCGGACGUAUGCGCCCACGUCGGGCGAAAUUCGGAUUAACGGAAUUGACAUCCGCCGUUACCCUGUCCGAAUGCUGCGGCGGCGAAUAGUGAAUGCUUGGCAGGAGGAAAUGCAGCUGCGGUUGUUUGACCAACUCUCAAUCGCAGACAAUGUGGCGCUGGGUAAUCUUUGGGCAUGCUCUGAGGCAGACAUUCACAGGGCCUUGUCCACAGCCCAGGCUUUGUCCUUUGUGCAGAAGCGCUCCUCCAGUAUCCACGCACCACUGCGUGCACGGGAGUUUAGUGGCGGGGAAGUGGAACGCCUCUGCAUUGCUCGAGCGCUGAUGAGACAAAACGCGGGGGCGUGCCUGUACGUCUUUGACGAGGCAACGAGUGCGGUCGACACUAACACGGAGCGGUUGAUUUUUCGCUCACUUGGGCUGACUACAGAGGCCAGGCGACUCCGUCACACAACAUCUAUCGUUGUAUCGCACCGCCUUGCAACGUUGAAGUCGGCAGAUACGAUUCUUGUUCUCAAUGAUGGCAGAGUUGAGCAGCUUGGCUGCUGGGAUGAGCUUUGCAGGAGCAAACCCGAUUCCUGUUUUUCACGCAUGAUGCGGUCGCAGCAGUUGCCCGCGUUCGAUCCGUAA